Drosophila arizonae is the source of this 2521-nucleotide messenger RNA. Its product is annotated as facilitated trehalose transporter Tret1-like. Gene Ontology annotation, biological process: transmembrane transport. The record is from RefSeq and is a predicted model, not a curated record. Gene Ontology annotation, molecular function: transmembrane transporter activity. Gene Ontology annotation, cellular component: membrane. Lineage: Eukaryota; Metazoa; Arthropoda; Insecta; Diptera; Drosophilidae.
GGAUCAGUUUCGUUGCUCGCCUAAUUCAUAUUCAGAUAUUUACUUGACACUUGCAGGCCCAAUGAUGGCUGCUUCCAAUUUGCAAUUCAUUUAAGCAUUUGAACACAGUAGAGAAUGGUCGUGGCUAAAUCUAUAUUGGUCGCUCUGAUGGCUUCGUUCGGUGGAUUCAUUGUUGGCGUUUCCCUGGCUUGGUCCGGGCCCAUCGAGAGCACAAAGUUCAUCCGUGCGACUUACGUGUUCCAGCCGAGUCCCAUGCACUGGGCAUUCAUAUGCUCGGUUAUCGCAGUGGGCGCCGCCAUCAUGUGCGUGCCCGUGGGCAUCAUGAUCAGCUCGUUCGGCAGGAAGCCUAUCAUGCUGGGCAUGGUGCUGCCGAGCAUCAUUGGCUGGGCCCUCGUCAUUGGCGCUGCGCACCUGAGCAUGAUGUACAUCGGCCGAUUGCUGAUUGGAAUGGGCAACGGCGGCAUCGGCGUGGCCGUCACCAUAUACAACAACGAGGUGGCCGAGCUGCACAUGCGCGGAAUGCUGAACUGCUUUUUUCACCUGAUGCUGGUCCAUGGCAUCCUGUACGCCUACAUCCUGGGCUCGUGCCAGGACUUUCAGGCGUACAACUUUGCGUGCGGCCUGCUGCCACUGGUCUAUGCCGCUAUCCUCAUGUGGGUGCCCGAGUCGCCGGUGUACCUGGUCCAACGGAACAGGGACGAAAAGGCUCAGGCCAUCCUGCAGUGGCUGCGCGGCCCCGAUGCCAACAUCGAACGGGAAAUGAUGGCGAUAAAGAACAGAUACCAGCCGGAUAGCUACAGCACCAAGGAAGCACUGCGCGAGAAGGCUACAAUGAGGAGCCUGUUGGCGGUGAUCGGACUGAUUCUGUUCCAGCAAUUCACGGGCUUCAACGCGUAUGUCUUCUACAUAAAGCUAAUGUUCAGGGAAGACAACUACAAGGCAUCCAUAGAGCUGUGCGCAGUUAUCUUUGCUAUUGCCCAAGUGGUCGCCGCGUAUGUGACCGCAUUGGUCAUUCAGAAGAGCGAGCGCAAGCUCUGGCUCUUUGCGUCGGGCCUCAUGAUGCUGCUGGCCUCCAUUUUGUUGGCGCUGAAUUUUCAAUUCCUAAGGGAUUCCGACUCCAAGUGGCUAAUAGCCUCUGCCAGCCUCAUGUACAGCGCUGGACACAGCCUGGGAGUCGGGCCGCUCGUCUGGGUCGUUAUGAUCGAGAUGUUCUCGGAGCGAGCGCUGCCCAUUUGUGUUGCGAUUGUUUCGACGUGCUCGUGGAUAUUUGCGUUAGCGAUAGUUGCUGUAUUUCCAUUCGUUAUCAAGAGUAAUACGCCCGCCCUCAUCUUCGGGGUAUUCGCGAUCUUUUCUUGUGGAGGGUGUAUCUUCACUAUCACCUACAUACCGGAAACACACAGUAAAAGCAUGCGGAAAAUUCGGAGCUCCCUGUCAUAGGCGACAGCUCCUCUCAGAGAGUAGCAGAGCAGGACUUUUGCUGAGAGGAGUCGCUCUUCCAGCCGAACGGGAUGGCAGCCCCGUGUUGUCGCACUCAACUGAUCUGGCAACUCUGCAGCCCCAUACCAGCUCGUGUCUGUGGGUGGGGUGACUUUGCACAACCAAAUAGUAGCGAUUGAAAAUCUAAAAGCGUUGCCAAUUCCUGAAUUUGUAUUUCCGACAAAAGUUAACACAUUGUAGAAAAUCAAAUAAGAAAUUCGUUACACCCAAACGCACGCAACGACGCACUUAAUUUCAAACAGGAUUUACGAGGUUGACAGACAUUUAGCGUGCCGAGCGAGGCAGCAUUUAUACAGAGGGAACACUCACACACACACACAUACACUGCUUGUCUCUUUGGGCUGGGCUGUUGCGCUUGCGCAGCGGAAACUGUGAAAAGAGCAAAUCGCUUGUGACGAAACGGAAUUUUCAACGCUCGGCAACGAACCGAAUAGAUGCAAAAACUGCUAAUGAAAUGUCCUUUGAGCUCUUUGAACUCGCAGCAAGAAAGCAAAUGCGAGCGGCAUCUGGCAGCGUCUUGUGUGUGUUAGUGUUUUAGUGUGUGUGGCAUAUCGAAUGGCCUAAGCAGAGUGAUCAGGGCGAGAGAGAGAAAGAGAGAGAGACAGGAGACAGCUAAGAGUGGUUCGCUUCAUUGCAUUUGGCUAUGGCGAGCUGAGAGUUGGCAUGUUCCAUAAUUUGUUGCAUGCAAUGCGUUGCAAUUUGCUGGCCCAGCCUUCUCGCUCGCCCUCCUCGAGUGCCCUGGCUGCAGCAUUAAUAUUCAAUUUUCUGAGUGUACUUAGUGCAGCUUAGAUGCGAUUCAGCUGCAUCUGCCCCAAUUAGUUGCAAUUGUUGCCAUUCGCCACGGGCUCAAGUGCCGGCCAGCAACAACAACAGCAGCUCGGAGCAUCUGCCUCUUGCUUCACCUAUUAGCUCAAUUACACGAAUACUCAAACAUUGCAUCCACCGUUCAUGCAACAUGAUAAAUUGGUUACCUAAGUGAUGGACAUGAGAGUAAGCCCACAAGAGCUUAGAGCAACUAGGCCAG